UUUUUUCAGCCAUAAUUUUGGCGGUAAAAAGUAAAUACAGGUUGUUUCAAAUUUCAAUGUUUGUCGUGGUAGGUUUACUAAAAGCAUAAAGAAAUUAUAUAAAAUUAAUAUUUUAACAAAAUUAUUAUUGAAUAUGUCAAACAUUAAGAAUAUAACGACUGUGGCUCGUUCACUGACCAAACGACCAUUUCGAGUUUCUAUUGAAGGUAAUAUAGGAUCAGGAAAAUCGACGUGUAUAAAACAUUUUGAAAAAUACAGUAUCGUGGAAACACACGCAGAACCUAUUCAAGAAUGGCGCAAUGUUAGCGGUCAUAACUUACUCGGGCUGUUGUAUAGUGAUCUUAACAAAUGGAGCUUUGCAUUUGAACACUAUGUGCACCUCAGCCGGUUAAAGAUUCAAACCAGUCCACCGUCUAACCCAAAUGUUAGUGUGAAGAUGUUUGAAAGGUCAGUACAAAACAGCAGGCACUGUUUUGUAGAGAAUGCUAAGAAACAGAAUUUUCUUCAUGACCCACAGUACCAAGUUCUUGUUACUUGGUUUGAAUAUACUGAAAAGAAUUUAGACAUUAACUUAGAUUUAAUAGUAUAUUUGCGGACAACACCCGAAGUCGUUUGGGAACGAAUGAUGAACAGAGGCAGGGCUGAGGAAUCUGAAGUACCUUUGGAAUAUUUACAACAAGUGCACGAAUCAUAUGAGAAAUGGUUAAGCUUCCCCGAUGUCGGCUGUGAAGUGUUAACAAUUGAUGCCAAUCGAGACAUAAAAUAUGUUAUUGAGGAUUUAGAAAGAUAUACAUAUAAGAUAUUAGGUGGUAAUCAUACUAAUUAGAAAAAUGCAGCUAUGUUAAAAAAAACUGGAUAAUUAUUCAGUGUAAACUCUAAGUGUAGGGAAAUGUUAUGUGUAAACAACAUAGAAACAUUGAUUUACUAUUAUUUUAUAUUUUAUUAAUAGACUAAGAUUCCACUGCUUGAUUCUGCAGAUAUGUUUUUU
Pieris napi is the source of this 988-nucleotide messenger RNA. Its product is annotated as deoxynucleoside kinase-like. Gene Ontology annotation, biological process: nucleobase-containing compound metabolic process. Bases 134 to 826 code for a protein of 230 amino acids. Lineage: Eukaryota; Metazoa; Arthropoda; Insecta; Lepidoptera; Pieridae. The transcript is spliced from 5 exons. Gene Ontology annotation, molecular function: deoxynucleoside kinase activity; ATP binding. Gene Ontology annotation, cellular component: cytoplasm; mitochondrion. The record is from RefSeq and is a predicted model, not a curated record.